Lolium rigidum is the source of this 1039-nucleotide messenger RNA. RefSeq names its product tuliposide A-converting enzyme 1, chloroplastic-like. Lineage: Eukaryota; Viridiplantae; Streptophyta; Magnoliopsida; Poales; Poaceae. The coding region runs from base 1 to 957 and encodes 318 amino acids. Gene Ontology annotation, molecular function: hydrolase activity. The record is from RefSeq and is a predicted model, not a curated record. The transcript has a single exon.
AUGUCGUCGGGCGCCGCCGCCGACGCCGGCGACGAGGUCGUCCACGACUUCUCCCCGCUGCUCCUGGUCUACAAGAGCGGCCGGCUCGAGCGGCCGCUCGACAUGCCGCCCGUCCCGCCGGGCCACGACGCCGCCACGGGGGUCGCGUCCAAGGACGUCCCGCUCUCGCCCUCCUCGUUCGCGCGCCUCUACCUCCCGCCCGGCGCCGGCGCCGGCGCGGCCAAGACGAAGCUCCCCGUCCUCGUGUACUUCCACGGCGGCGGGUUCGUGAUCGGGUCGGCCGCGACGCCCGCGUACCACCGCUGCCUCAACGACCUCGCCGCGGCCUGCGGCGCCGUCGCCGUCUCCGUCGACUACCGCCUCGCCCCGGAGCACCCGCUCCCCGCGGCCUACGACGACUCCCUCGCGGCCCUCAACUGGGCGCUCUCCGCCGCCGACCCGUGGAUCGCCGACCACGGCGACCUGUCCCGCGUCUUCCUCGCGGGCGACAGCGCCGGGGGCAACGUCUGCCACCACCUCGCCAUGCGGCAGGAGUUCCAGGGGAAGCUCAAGGGCGUCGUCCUCAUCCACCCGUGGUUCUGGGGCAAGGAGCCCAUCGGCGAGGAGCCCCGGCCGGCCGGGAACAAGGGCGGCGUGGAGGAGAAGGGCCUGUGGGAGUUCGUGUGCCCCGACGCGGUGGACGGCGCGGACGACCCCCGGGUGAACCCGACUGCUGCGGGCGCGCCGGGGCUGGAGAAGCUGGCGUGCGACAAGGUGAUGGUGUGCGUGGCCGAGGGGGACUUCCUGCGGUGGCGCGGCAGGGCGUACGCGGAGGCGGUGGCGCGGGCGAGGGGCCCCCAGCCGGCGGUGGAGCUGUUCGAGUCGGAGGGCGUCGGCCACGUGUUCUACCUGUACGAGCCCGCGUCGGAGAAGGCCAGGGAGCUGCUCCAGAAGAUCGUCGCGUUCGUGACCGAGUGAGAGGCUGACCUCAUUGUGCGCCCUGGUGCAACAAGAUUGUGAAGCCAGGUGGAAAUGUGAAAAUAAAAUAAUUGGAUGUUUA